AUGAAGCAGGCGGCAUUUGGUAUGGAGGAUGCCCAUGGUCUACUCCUCGAUGCUGAGCAGAGGGGCCAACAGAUCUCCCCACCCUUGCUGUACUGCUUCCUCUGCCUGGGCCCAGCUCCUGCUCCCUCGCUUGCCUGCCGGUCUCAGAAUCCAGCAUCUCUCCCCACUGCCCCGGUCCCCAACUGUGCACCAAGGCUAUGCCCUCUGUCCUUUGGUGAAGGAGUGGAGUUUGACCCCUUACCACUGAAGGAAGUAAGGUAUACUUCCUUGGUCAAGUAUGACUCAGAGCGGCAUUUCAUUGAUGACGUGCAGCUGCCCCUGGGCCUGGCCGUGGCCUCCUGCAGCCAGACGGUCACCUGCAUCCCCAAUUGCACAUGGCGCAACUAUAAGGCUGAGGUGCGCUUUGAGCCACGCCACAAGCCCACACGCUUCCUCAGCACCACCAUCGUCUACCCCAAGUACCCCAAGACCAUCUACACCACCACCUUGGAUUACGACUGCCGCAAGACGCUGAGGAGGUUUCUGUCCAGCGUGGAGCUCGAAGCCACGGAGUUCCUGGGAAGCGAUGACCUCUCAGAUGAAUGCUGA
This is a messenger RNA of Otolemur garnettii (small-eared galago), 588 nucleotides long. RefSeq names its product refilin B (gene RFLNB). The coding region runs from base 1 to 588 and encodes 195 amino acids. Gene Ontology annotation, molecular function: filamin binding. NCBI's taxonomy places the organism in Eukaryota, Metazoa, Chordata, Mammalia, Primates, Galagidae. The record is from RefSeq and is a predicted model, not a curated record. Gene Ontology annotation, cellular component: actin filament bundle. Gene Ontology annotation, biological process: negative regulation of chondrocyte development; skeletal system morphogenesis; actin filament bundle organization. The transcript has 3 exons.